This is a messenger RNA of Drosophila innubila, 4418 nucleotides long. RefSeq lists its product as uncharacterized. NCBI's taxonomy places the organism in Eukaryota, Metazoa, Arthropoda, Insecta, Diptera, Drosophilidae. The record is from RefSeq and is a predicted model, not a curated record. Bases 16 to 4386 code for a protein of 1456 amino acids. Gene Ontology annotation, molecular function: L-iditol 2-dehydrogenase (NAD+) activity. Gene Ontology annotation, biological process: D-sorbitol catabolic process. The transcript has 5 exons.
CGUUAUUCAGUUAUAAUGAGGAUAUUCGGUAAAAUGUCCCAUUUUCUUCAGAUCUCCCGAUGUCUAAGCUAUCAUGCACCAAUCUGCCGACCACAUCGCUUGCUCCAUGGCAGCUGUAAGCAAUGGAAGAAAAUCUGCUCGAACUGUGUCUGCUGGCAGCCUUCUUUGCUGAUGGAGAUCCGGCCUCAUUUGUCAAUGAGAGUCCAUGUCCAAGUCUUCUCCACAAGGACCACAAACGUGUUCACCUUUAAUAGCACCUCGGAUAUGCUACGCAAGCGGAUCAGCUUCUCUGGAACACAGAACCAGAACUCAGAGUCUGAAACGAGCAUAGUGCCGGUUGGGAUUAUAGUACCAGAUAAGAGUAAUGGAACCAACAUGAAGAUUGUAAUAGUGCCGCUAGAUCUGGUUAACCAGGAUAGUGAGAGCUUAAAAAAUACACUGAAUGUCAUCAAUGAGCUGCGCAACCACGCCAAAGAGAUCGACAUCUUCACAGACAGUAUUAUUGAAGACUUCCAAAGGCAAAAAACAAAUAAAAAAGAAGAAACUGCUACCAUCGAGGAACCGGAGCAAUUAACAAAAAUAGAUGAUAUUCAUAUGUGGGAUACAUAUACUACAAAGGAGGUCGAUGCUGUUGCCCAGCCGGCAAGAAAUGAAUCGAAUGCAACUGAGCUGGAACUUCAGGCUGCGGUGGCAUCCCUGGCCACAGACUUGGCUGUUUCCACCCAAGCGGAUGUUGCACCAAUGAUUCCAGCGCCAUGCACUCCGAAUUUGCCAAAUGCACCACCCGUCAUACCAGUUAACCCAAACACACAGCCCAACACAACGCCUCAGACCCAGCCCGGCGUCAUGCCCUUGGCUGAUCCCAUGGAGCCACAAAUAUCAGCCACUCCCCAAAACGAAGCUAAUCCUCCCGAGGCUGUGGCUGAAGUUGAGAUUGAGAUGGAGCCUGAGGCUCUGGAGCCGGUUGCGGCUCACGCAGAGGUUCACCAGAUUACCAUUGAUGUGCCAGAAUCACUUGGACAGCAUUUGGCUGAAAUGGCCAUCUCGUCAAUGCAGUUGUCAUUUGAGAUGAAUAUGACGAAUGUACGCGAUGCAAUCCUUUAUGGAGAGAACGAAGCUAUGAAUGAACCUCAAUGCUUGAGCAACGAUUCCAUGGUUUUCUUGGAAACCCAGGUCAAAGUGGAUCCAGCCCAUGAGCCAGAGAUUACCGUUCCCCUGCAAUUCAAUGCCCUUAUCAAGGGAACCGUUGAAAUAGAUGCGGAAAAACUCAAUCCCGAGCAGCUGACGGAAGAGAAUCUUCCAGAUUAUAAUGACGCAGUCACCUCAAUUGCUGCCAGCAUUUGCAGCACUGCACUGCACAAGGGCUUUGCUCCUGACCUAUUUGCCAACUCAUCCUCCUCCUCCGCUCCCUCCGAAGGUCAUCGUUCCCCUCUUAAGUCUUCGGCACAGGCGCGCAUGGCAUUGAAGCGUCAUCAAGCCCAGAAGCGCAUGAAAGUCGAGCACACACGUCCCACAGCUAUGGUUGCGAGUCCAUCUCUAAAGGAUGGAUGCAAGAAUCCCAUUAUCAAAAAGAAGAAGAAAUGCCCUAAGCCCUGUAAACUAGACGAUCCGUGUAAGGAAGACAAGUGUAAUCGUCCCAAAAAACCAUCCCAAAAGCCGCAAAAGCCAAAGAACCAAAAUAAACAAGUUGAGUUAACUGCUAGUGCCGCCAAAAAGGGCGGUAACGAUCCUUGUGCUAAGGGUAAGGGUGAUAAAGCUAAGAAGGAUGGCAAAGGAGCCACGGGAGGUAAAGGCGGAAAAGACGGCAAGGACGGCGGUAAAGACGGUAAGGAUCCUUGCGCCAAGUUCAAGAAGGGUAAGGACGGAAAAGAUGGUAAAGACGGGAAGGAUAAGAAGGAUCCUUGCGCCAAGUUCAAGAAGGGAAAGGACGGCAAAGAUGGCAAAGGCGGGAAAGGUGGCAAGGACGGUAAGGAUAAAAAAGAUCCUUGUGCCAAGUUUAAGAAGGGGAAAGACGGCAAGGAUGGCAAAGACGGCAAGGGUGGAAAAGGUGGCAAGGACGGUAAGGAUAAGAAAGAUCCUAGUGCCAAGUUAAAGGGAAAAGACGGCAAGGAUGGUAAGGGCGGAAAAGGUGGCAAGGACGGUAAGGAUAAGAAAGAUCCUUGUGCCAAGUUUAAGAAAGGAAAGGAUGGUAAGGGCGGAAAAGGUGGUAAGGAUGGUAAGGAUAAGAAAGAUCCUUGUGCCAAGUUCAAAAAGGGAAAGGACGGAAAAGGUGGCAAGGAUGGUAAGGAUAAGAAGGAUCCUUGCGCCAAGUUCAAGAAGGGAAAGGAUGGCAAAGACGGCAAAGGCGGAAAAGGUGGCAAGGACGGUAAGGAUAAGAAAGAUCCUUGUGCCAAGUUCAAGAAAGGAAAAGACGGCAAAGGUGGAAAGGGUGGAAAAGGUGGCAAGGACGGUAAAGAUAAGAAAGAUCCUUGUGCCAAGUUUAAGAAGGGAAAGGAUGGCAAAGGCGGAAAGGGAGCUAAAGGAGGCAAAGGCGGUAAAGGCGGUAAAGGCGAUAAGAAGGACCCUUGUGCCAAGUUCAACAAAGGAAAGAACGGCAAGGGCGGCAAGGGCGGCGCCAACAAAAAGAACGAUCCUUGCAAGAAGAAGUACUCGACAUUUGCAAGCCCUGUUUCGAAAUUCUAUCAUGCUAAUCGUUCCCUUUGGAACCCCAAGCGUCAACUUUCCACAUCGUUCCCUAAAGUAGAAACAUCGACUACCCUUCCACGUUUUACAGUGUACUCAACCCUUGUGCGUCGUCAUUAUGGUGGCAAGCCAUCGAAGAUGCAGAUGAAUGCGUGGGGAUUAAAAGCAUGGAUGCCACAAAUGCUUAGCCAACGUACUUUUGCAAAAAAGGAUGAAGCUAAAACAUCGAAAUGCAAUGCGCUUCAAUCCAAGCAACCUAAACGUAAGCAUCAGAAACCACGUAAAGGUCUUCGAACAGAUUGCUAUGGUUCCUUUGCGGAAGAAUGCCCAAAGGCAUCCUGUAAGGGAAAGUGUGAUCAAGUUAAAUUUCCAAGAAAAAAAUGCGAAACUAAAAAGAAUAUGCCUACGAUGGCCAAGAAAGCGUCUAAGCCCAAAAAGAAGAUGCCUGCCAUCUGUAAGCAGAUGACUAAGCAGGGAAAAGAUGUAAAAGAAAGAAAUAAGCUCUUAAGAACGGGCUCUUUAAUUUUAAAUCAGAUGCGUAUGCAUAGCGAUUCAUCGCAUAACAGAAAACGGUACGUUUCUCAGGCAGUAAUGGAAGAAUGCUUACCCAAAGAAGAUGAUAUACCCUCCGGAUCUGUUGAGGUUGUAAAAAUACCAGCAUCCUAUCAUAUAUGUAAAGAACAUCGAAUGCGACCCAAUCUCAAGAAAUAUGACGUACUCAUACGCACUGGUUCCAUAGCUUUAACUGGAUCCGAUAUUCAUGUCUACGAGAAUGCAAACCGUGAUAUCGAAGGCAUUACCUUGGGCCACGAUGCCACAGGUUUUGUAGAAGAGAUUGGAUCUUGUGUUCAAAAUUUACAUGUGGGUGAUCGUGUUGUCAUGGAAUCGGCCUUAUCCUGCGGUAUUUGUGACUUUUGCAAACAGGGACUAUACAAUAUUUGCACCGAUUUGGUCUACAAUGGCUUUCUGGCUACCCAUCAAUCGCAUCCAGCAGAUCUGUGUCAUCGUCUACCCGACACAAUUGGCAUGGAAGAGGGCACUCUCACCCAAACGCUUGCCAUGGGCUGUCAGGCAUGCUUCAAAGCAAAUAUAACGCCCACCAGCAAUGUGCUAAUUAUUGGCUCAACCCCUACUGCAGUGUCAGCAGCAAUGUGCGCUGCUGCAAUUGGGGCUAAAAAGGUGAUCAUUGCUGGUACAAUGGUCUCCUCGCUGGAAACUAUCAACCGGGACUUUGGCUUCAAUACAAUACAUUUCGAUCCAAACGCAUUGUUCGGUGAGGUACUCGAAGCAGUCUAUAAAAAUUUCGACGAAUGGCCAAACUGUGCCAUUAACUGUGCCAUUGCGCCGAUGACCAUGAAUCUCGCUGUGAUGGCAUUACAGCCAUGUAGUGUUUGUGUGCUGUCCGAGUGCGAGUCCGAAUGUGCAAGUUUUAAUGCCCUUGAUGUGCUAAUGAAAAACAUACGAAUAAUACCUAGUUUUCGUUCCGCCAAUAUGUUUCCAACGGCAUUAACACUCAUGAAAUCUGGACGUGCACCAAUGCACAAGUUCAUUGCAAAAACGUUUCCAUGGAGCAUGCUUGAGCAGGCAUUCAAAUGUGCCCAACACGAAUCAAACACUGGCCUUCGCAAGAUUAUUGUCAACAGCACGGAGGGCAUCAACAUUGGGAGAUUGUUAAAAAAAAAAGUAGCCGAUUAUGCUGUGUAAAAGACGAAAAAGCCUGUAAUAAAUAAAAAAAA